UGCUGGGGGAACGGGGGACGCCCCGGGGAGUUCCGUGACGGGCGGGCUGUGAGGCUGCCGGGCGGGCGCUCGGAGGCGGCUCUUCCCCUCCCGCAGGCCGGCGCUGUGCGAUAACCGCUCUGCUCGGUCUGCGGAGCGGCGCUUCUGUUGUGUCCGGGCUUGGGAAAUUCGGCUGAGAGUUUCUGUUCCUUUUUUUGUCUGCGAGCAGAGGGCCCUUUUCUUCACCUUUCCCCUCCAGGUCUGCUGUCGGAUGCUAUGAUGGACGUUCCUGUGGACAGCGCGGCCGCGGCGAGGACGGCAGCGCCCGAGGGGCUGAGCGCUGCUGAGGAGGAGGAGCUGAGGGCUGAGAUUGCCAAGGUUGAAGAAGAAAUUGGUACUCUCAGACAAGUUCUGGCUGCUAAAGAAAGGCACUGUGGAGAGCUGAAGAGGAAGCUAGGUUUGACUCCCUUGGAUGGGUUGAAGCAAAACCUGUCUAAGAGCUGGCACGACGUACAAGUCUCCAACGCUUAUGUGAGAACAUCUGAGAAACUUGGAGAGUGGAAUGACAAAGUGACACAGUCUGACUUAUAUCUUUCAGCCAGCAGCACUCUGGAGGACUGGAAUGAAAAAUUAACUCAAUCAGAAGCUUAUAAGAAGACUCAAGAAACCCUUUCCCAAGCAGGACAGAAGACUUCAGCAGCCCUUUCCAAUGUAGGUUCUGUUAUCAGCAGGAAACUUGGGGACAUGAGGAAUUCUGCAACCUUCAAGUCAUUUGAAGAUAGAGUUGGGACCAUAAAGUCCAGAGUGGUGGGCAGCAGGGAAAACAGCACUGAUGGCCUCCAGUCCCCCUCAGCUGGAGACAAGCCCCCGCAGGACAACGCUCCUUUCUAGACCUGCAGUGUGGCUUUGCACAGCUGUGCAUGACUCCAAGAGCAAGCCUCCUCCCUCCCAAAUCUUCACAACAGCAACAACAUGCAGAUCCAUGAAGGGGCUGAGAGCCAGUCUGGAGAGAUCCAUAACUCAUUCAUAGACACUGCUGCUGGAUCUAAGUCAAAUAAAGAGAAUGCAAAGUUUUGUACACAGAUAAUAUUUUACACUAAAGUUUGUAGAUGAAUUGUAUCACUGUGCUGUCCUUUUGGGAGAGCACUGAAGAUGGAGUUUCCCUAAAGUAGCUCAGAAAUGCCACUGGUGUAGAAAAAGCAUUUUUUUUCCCCACUUCUGUUGUCUCUUGGAACAGUUAAACUGCCAUGUGCAGUGUGAGGAGGGCAGUUAGAGGAGAAACCAAGAGGAGGGGCAUCUUAGCUUCAGCUUCUGGCUGUGUUCUGUGUUCAGGGCUUGCCAUGCAGCUACUCCCCGAUCUCCCAGGCUUCUCCUAUUACUGCUUCCUCUGGUUCUCAUUGGAACAGUCUGUUAAAUGGGGCAAACAGUUGUUUUUCUGAGCUUCCAAGAGGGAAACUUCACUUAGCAGCUGCCUCGUUGUUACACUAAUGCUCUAGCUUUAACAAAACUAAGAUCUUUAUUUUUAAAUGCAAUGAACUUUAAAGAAAUAAAGCUUAAAAACAACAACAACAAAAAAAGCUUUGGCAUCAUAUUAGGGAAAUGCUCCCUUGGACUCUGAAACUGAAUUGCAAGCCUUACAUCACCUUACGCUUUACUUGUUUAUGGUUUUUUUUUCUAUAGAGAAGACUGUAAGGGUUAUAAAGCUGGAUAUUGAGCACUGGAGUUUUGCAUCAUACAGUAGUAGCAGCAUGCUUGUGAGCCAGUUUUUGUGUAAACUUUCAGUGGUGCACUCUAUUGCCCAGUGUGUAAAACUUGCUUCUCCCUUCUCAGCUUUUGUUCUUGGAGGAAAAGAAAUCUGAAGGCUGCUAGCAACAGGGCCAGGUUUAAAAAGGACAAAGCUGUUGCUAGUAGUACUAUGCUAUACUGGAAGGACUCUGCUCUCUGGGGGCGUCUCUGUCUGGUACAUCUGACUGUAACUGUGUGGGUUUUUCAGCUGGAAGCCCCAGCUGCAACCUUGGUUUACAAAACCAGCAGAGAGUCACAGAGCUCACCGGUUCCCAGAGCAGGCGGUUUGCUCUUUUGAUGCCCAGCUUCAUUGCUUGGGAUUAGUGAUAAGUUGUGAAUUGUUUUACAGAGGCCUGAGCUUAUUCUAGGCAAGGUACCUCCAUAUAGAGCGAGCAAUUCUGUGCCUUAGAGGCCAAGUGGGACUUAUUCAGGUCUUUAGGCUUGCCUAUGUACAUAUCUGGUAGCUUUAGUGGUUUAUCACCCCGAAGGGACUGAACUGCCUGACCCUUCCUUAGAGAAGCAAGUUUUGACACUUUUCUGCUGAUUAAUCCCCACAUUCCCCACCCCUGCUCCCCUGCUGAUGGGGACCCUCAGUGUGAGUAGCAGGCAGAUGUGCUGGCAGUAGGAGUGGAGUGUCAUUUCCAGCCUGCCCUGUUUGACCGAAGCUGGCCUCUGCGCGAGGAGCGGUGAGACGGGCUGCUGGAGAUUGGGUCUGAAACUGUUUCUCAUCACAGAUCAAUUUUGAGGAAUCUUGUCAAUAAAGCAUUCCUUUGGGAGAAAACGGGG
Messenger RNA from Phasianus colchicus (ring-necked pheasant), 2550 nucleotides. The record is from RefSeq and is a predicted model, not a curated record. Lineage: Eukaryota; Metazoa; Chordata; Aves; Galliformes; Phasianidae.